Messenger RNA from Megalops cyprinoides (Indo-Pacific tarpon), 2643 nucleotides. RefSeq names its product neuronal PAS domain-containing protein 4-like. The record is from RefSeq and is a predicted model, not a curated record. Bases 241 to 2631 code for a protein of 796 amino acids. The transcript has 8 exons. Gene Ontology annotation, biological process: regulation of transcription by RNA polymerase II. Gene Ontology annotation, molecular function: RNA polymerase II transcription regulatory region sequence-specific DNA binding; DNA-binding transcription factor activity, RNA polymerase II-specific. NCBI's taxonomy places the organism in Eukaryota, Metazoa, Chordata, Actinopteri, Elopiformes, Megalopidae.
UGAUCUUGAGCUGAAAGAUGCAUGUUUGUCCCUUACUUAUUAAAAUAUGUGUGUUUGUUUAAAAUGUUUCUUUUAAUAAUCAUAUCUUAAACAUCUUGAACUUCUCCAGUAUGGUCUACAAUAGAAUUUCGUUAUAUUUUCAGGACAGGUUGAGAGAGUCACAACCAAUAUUAGCGAAGACUAUUUCAGCUACAUGUAUUUUUGCCACUUUUUGUUUUGUUGAACGACAGCGACAGGAAAAUGACGGUAUGCUGUGAGUCCAGUCCGAUGAAUGGGAAACGCGGGUCUUCGCCUUGCUCAUCCCCGAGCAUCACUGAUGCACGCGUCAAUGCGAGAAAAGUUUCAGCCUGCAAGAGAUUCAGGUCGACGAAGGGGGCGUCCAAAGCGCGAAGGGAUCACAUCAAUGCAGAAAUCAGGAAUAUGCGUGCCCUUUUGCCCAUUGCUGUGGAGGAACAGGAGCGCCUGUCCUACCUGCACUCUAUGUCGGCCAUCUGCACCUACAUCAGGAAGUCCGUCUUCUAUCAAGAGUUACAGUCUAAGAAAGGAGGAAACUCCUAUUUGCCCUAUGAGGACUUCCUACAAGCCCUGCCUGGCUUCAUUGUUGCCAUGACCAGCGAAGGCAAGCUAAUUUAUGUGUCAGAGAAUGUGGCUGAGUACCUGGGCUUCUCAAUGAUUGACCUACUUCAAGGAGAUAGUUUUUAUGACAUGGUGGAAAAAAGGGAUGUGGACUUUGUGAAGUCUCAGCUAGAGGUUGAUGCCAUAUCAGAAACAGAGAAGGCCUUCGUCUGCCGGAUGCAUACCUCUAAAUCAUUCCGACUCAGACAUAGUGGCAGCUGCUCCAUACUAGUCAGGGGCCACUUUCAGUCUGUCCCACAAUCCUCUCCAGCCUGUGCUGACCUGGGCCAUGCUUUUUUUGCACUGUGCACCCCAACUGUGAACAGGACUGCAGACAGCGACUCCCACUGCUUCACAGAACACUUCAAAAGCAGUCACCAGCUUGACAUGACCUUUACUCAUGUGUCUGAGAGUGUGCCAUUUCAUCUUGGCUACUCAAUGGAAGCUAUGAUUGGUCAGUCGUGGUACAAGCUGCUUCAUCCAGAGGACCUAACUUUAGGAGCAGAAGCACAUAAGAUUUUGUUACAAGUGGAUGAGGAAGCCCUGGUGGAGAUUGUAUUAAGGCUGCAGUGCAGGGAUCUUUCGUGGGCCUGGCUGUACAUUCGAGCUGCAAAGGACUCUGGGAAGCAGACAGUAACCUGCAACAACUAUGUCAUCAGUGAAACCGAAGCCAAGUUCCUAAUACAAAAAAUCUACGCUGACAUGCAAGAACCCUUCAGAUCCUUCCUUCAGCACUCCUCCAACCCCCUGCUGUCCCACAUCCCUCCUUACCAGAGUGACAACAGUGUACCAAACCUGAAGAGGCCGAGAUUACCCAGCAACCAAAGUGACCAGCCCCAGAACAAGGCGAGCAGGCUUUCAGGGCCUGAAGUGUCCAGUGUGGUGUCAAAUGACCGGGUCUCUGAAAGCGUCUCACCAGCUGAACUGAGGGACUGCCCUGCGUUCCUCACUACCCGUCCCCAAAACUCUGUGCCCUCUCACUCGCCCUCCCUGCAAGAUGAGACCGACUCAGACUUCCUGCUGGACAUCUACAGAUAUGCUGAGGACCUGCUGUCACCCCCUGGGGGCUUGCCCAGCUACCUUUCCUUCCAGGAUCCCCACUGUGAGCCCUCUGGCAGCCUGUCCUCGACGGAGCCCCUCCCAGCCAUCAUAGACCAGGAUUUCAACCUGAACACCGUCAGAGUGACAUCACCUCCUCCGUCCCCGGAGCCCUGCCCCUCCCCUUUGUGUGAAUUUCCAUGCCGUCCCACUCAUGCUCGCUUGGUCCCGGACUACCUGCCAGCGCCUGGCGCAUGUGAAGGGCCAUCAGACGGCUCUUUCCAUCUGGAGGGCUCUGGCCAACCACCAAGUGGUCACGCGGGUGGCGGCUCUUAUCUUAGCCCUGGGGGUGCUCAGAGCAUCUCCCCGCUUCCCUCCGCACUGCUGAGCCCCGCCAUCUCCCCUGCUCCAGGGACUGGGUUUCCCUACAGCGAGGUAGAGCAGGCGGAGAUCAGCACCCUCGCCCGGCAGAUCUCCUCACUAGCCAGCAGCUUUAACAGUUAUCGUGUGGCGGGUCGUUCCCAAAGCCCCGCGCCAGCACAGGACAAGGCUUUCCCCGACGUCAGCACCGGCCCUCCUGCCCGGGAGAUUCCGGCGCAGGUCUACAGCUGGCCACACGCAGCUGUGCACCCGCUCAAACCGGAGCUGGUCCUGGAUGAGGGCGUCAUCGACAGCAUCCUGAAGGAUCUGGACAGGGUACCGGGGGCGUACGCACCACCCAGCUCCAGCCGCUGUGCACUGGGGAGUGGUCAUCAGGCACCGGACCUGGCCGCGAUGCACUCAGACGCUCUCACUUUUGUCACCCUGUUGGAUGGCGUAUCCCUCGAGCAGUUUCCCAGCUUUGCCAAUGCAAUGGACACCUGCAUCUUGAGGACUGGACACCAAGAAGACACAGAGUUGCAUCAACUCAAUCACUUCUUUCACAGGAGCCUCCAGCAAGGUAAUUUUCCAGUCAGAUGUAUAGUUAUGCAUGAGUGAAUGGUUAAUAAU